AUGGACAGCCCGCUCCUUUCUCCCGCAAAGGCACGUCAAGCAGCCAUUCAGGCUAAAGACUGGGCAUAUGUGAAUUCGUGGCUAAGUCGCCAAUACUCGCCGAAUCCGGUACCGAAUUUUGAACGAAAUGAAGAUACCUUGCGUACACUUUUAGCUCUUGCUGCUGCUAACGACGCAGCGGACGAAGAGGCAGCAUUGCUCCACCGUGCGCGUGAGGAAGCGAUUCGGGACUUCAGAGAGCGCGAGGAAGCUGAGGAUAAACAGAAGAGAGAACUACUGGAUGAGCUGGAGCUUUGCCUCGGUGAGAAUGGAAAACGAGAUCUCGACGAUUUGGCGGAGACGACUGCUGUCCUGGGGGCUCUACACACAGGGACCAAAGACCUGGGUCAGUCACUCAUCGAGCUCACAGUAGAGGAGUUUGAUGCUCAGGAGGAACUUUCUAAGGUUGGCAUGCUACAAAAACAUCUGGAAAAGGAACUGGCGGCUGUACAGGAACAACUUGAUCAACUCAAAUCCGACCCUGCAUUCGAAGUACCUGCAGACCUCCCGGCUCAAACCGCGGAGUGGUCGAGGAGUACUAAAAUGCUCACUGCAAAACUUACCGAAUACCAAGAUAGGUUAGCAACUUUGGGAAGAAACAGCAGCAAAGAUCCUACAAUCGAAGAUUUGGUCACAGAAGAGAAGCAAAUAAGCCAAUUGAAAGGCAUCAUUCAGAGUCUGGACCACCGAUUAAAAAUGUUCCAUGAUCUGCCGAAGGACAUACAGGGUGCUCGGGCACAAUACAGGCAGCUCGAGCGAGAAUUGAACCAGCUCAUUGAACGGCGGGACUCGAUGUUUGAAAGUUUAGUGGAGAAGAGAUGA
Molecule: messenger RNA, 861 nt
Organism: Aspergillus fumigatus Af293
Lineage: Eukaryota; Fungi; Ascomycota; Eurotiomycetes; Eurotiales; Aspergillaceae
Biological process (GO): spindle assembly
Cellular component (GO): cytosol; HAUS complex
Source: RefSeq, a predicted model, not a curated record